Linum trigynum is the source of this 423-nucleotide messenger RNA. The record is from the annotation of a GenBank genome assembly. NCBI's taxonomy places the organism in Eukaryota, Viridiplantae, Streptophyta, Magnoliopsida, Malpighiales, Linaceae.
AUGAAGAAGGAGAUCGCAGACCUAGGUGAAAGACAAGCGGAGAUGAGCAGAGAGCUCAGGGAUCUCCGCGAGGCGGUGAGAGACCUGAUAGAGAGAAUGAACAAGCCGCCAACCGGCCACACCAAGGGUGAGCAAUCUGGGAUUCUGGUCCCAGGGAAAGCAGGAGGUGUGACAGCGUUAGAGACCAGAUUCUGGAUGCUGGCACGUGCACGAGACGAGACGGCCAAGAGGCGCGACGGUGAUUUCGUGGUAGAGGCUGGACCUCGCAGCUGUACGGGGCUAGGGCACCCGACGGCGGCGCAUACGGGAAGUGCGAUAGAGGUGGGAAGUACGACGGUGAAGGCUGACCUAGGGUGGGGAGUCGGGGAUCGUGCGGGCCACGUCUCCUUUGGGUCGGAACUGCUACCGACUCUGACACCUUAA